Molecule: messenger RNA, 2971 nt
Organism: Fusarium oxysporum Fo47
Lineage: Eukaryota; Fungi; Ascomycota; Sordariomycetes; Hypocreales; Nectriaceae
Exons: 7
Coding region: 55-2934 (959 amino acids)
Cellular component (GO): cytoskeleton
Molecular function (GO): GTP binding
Source: RefSeq, a predicted model, not a curated record
GGAUGAUCGUAUCGUCACGCCAUUCGAUCAAUAACGCUUUUUGGCAGCAUCACAAUGGGCGGAGAAUCUGAGCGACGAUCUGGAGAGGAUGGUCCUGGUGGAGCUCUGAAGGAUAUUGGUGACCAACUCCAACCAAAAAGUGAGGAUGAGGGACCGUAUGAGGAGCCGAGUUACUCCAAGAUCGAUGACAAGAGGCCGAAAUAUCAUCCUCCAGCGGACUCGACCAUGUCUGGUGUCAUGGAGACCGUGAAAAUAUCGAAUAAUCACCAGAAGCAAAGCACUGGAGUGAUUGGGCGUAUCACCCAGUCCCUGAACCCAUUCGGCUCUUCAGAUCCUUCUACAACUCCCGAGAAAGUAAAUGAGAAGCACCCGAGCCAGAAAUCAGAAACAUCAAGAGAAAAGAAACUUCAAAAGGAAGUAACCCAGUUACAAGCUGAGAAAACGUCUCUGAGCACAAGUCUCAACGAUUUGGCAAUCAAGUUUAAUUUACAAACCAAAGAUCUUGAUAGCAAAAAGCGUCUCAUCAAGCGAUGGGAGGACUGGAAAGAUGAGUCCGAUGAGCUCUGGCGCAAACGAGGAGAGGAACUCAGGAAAUCGAAAGCCGCUUAUGAUCGCUUGUUUGAUGACUAUCGCAAGCUCAAGCGGACAAAGGAAGAUCUUGAAACUGAGCUCGAUGAGGAAAGGGAUGUGAACAAGACUCUGAGACAAGAUAUCAAGAACCAAGAGGGAGUAGUGACUGAGGCGCACUCCAGGGCUAUAUCACUACUGGCUGGUCAUGUCUCAAGCGAUUUUCCUGACGAUCAGGUUCGAACUGAACUGCAGGAUCUGUUUGAGAAGUGCUCUGAGUGGUGUAUGGACAAUCGCUUGCCACGGAUCACCAACGUCGAAGAGACGCGAAAACUCCUGCUAACCGAAGAUAUCGUCAACGAUCUAGAUUGCGAGGAGUAUCUACGAUUCGACAUGACGCACAGAACAGCCACAGCGAUAUUGCUACAAGCUGCACUUACAAAACGACUUGUUCAGAUCUUUCUCAGCGAUCCAUUCUUUCUAGGCCAAAAUUGCUUGCACAAAACAGCCCUGCAAGGAGGCGCCAGCGCAGAAGCCACAGUGACGUGGAGGAUCCAGACUUGCCAAUACCUAGAGCAAGCAUUCCCCCCACAAAAGCAAGCACUACAAACAUGUGCCGAGAAUUUCGCAAAGGCAUACCAACCCCUCAUUGAGCCCCUCGGCAGAGAAAGCCUCACGCAGCUUACCAAGCUUUUCGAGACCACAUGCAGCCUUGCGCUACGACUCUGGAAGCUAACAACCAAUAUCCGAAUCGAAGCGCUAGGUGAUGCCACCCUCUACCGGUUCCAGAGCAUGUUUGGCGACAUGGAGGCGCAUCCAACAGUCGGUCUUUUGAAAGGUGAUAAGCGGUUCGACGGCCGCCCGAUUUGUGUGGUAGUGCGCCCGCGCAUUGUCUCGGAGCCAGUGGAAUCUGAGAAUCGCGGGAGAGGCAUUGUCUGGUCGCCUGCGCAGUGUAUCACACUUAUUGAGAUCCCUUCUUUGCCAGAAGCUCCGUCGGUGGGAACAGACACGUCGGUAAGCGAUGAGUCGGAAAGCCCUCCGCCAGUACUGUUGAUUGCGGUGAUGGGAGUGACUGGCUCUGGAAAGAGUAACUUUCUCAGGCUCUUGACUGGCAGAGACGAUGAAGACGGGCCCCAAGUCGGGCAUUCACUUGGAUCAUGCACGCAGAAGACGGAAGCCUACGAGUGCCUCAUCCAGGGCCAGCAGUUUGUCUUUUUUGACACGCCCGGCUUCGAUGACACGUACCGAGGCGAUGCAGAUAUUCUUGCCGAUGUCGCUCAAGCCCUCAGCUCUUCGUACAUGAACAACGUCAAGCUCAGUGGAAUCAUUUACCUCCACCGCAUCAAAGAUGAGAGAAUGACCAAUGCCAUCAUGCGAAACCUCACCAUGUUCCGUAACCUCUGUGGUGAUGGCGCCUUUGAGAACGUCAUUCUUGCAACUACCUUCUGGGAUGAGCUGCAGGAUGAGUCCAAGGGAGCCGCUAGAGAGCAUGAGCUGAUCUCAACUCCUGAAUGGUGGGGAUAUAUGAGCAACAAAGGCUCAAGAAUUCGACGAUUUCAAAACACUCGAGAAUCCGCUCUUGAGAUAGUCAAUGAGCUAGUUGACCUCCCUGCCGUAACUUUGCAGAUCCAAGAAGAGAUCGUAGAGCAAGGUCUGGGAGUCGACCAAACAACGGCAGGUGAAGCUCUCAACGAGGAACUCAACAAGCUACGAGAACAACACCAAGCCCAGCUCAACUCCAUCCGCGAAGAAAAAGAACAAGCCAUCAAAGAUCGGGACGUCCAACUCGAGAAAAUGCUCGACAAGCUCGAACAAGAGAAACAACAAUUCAUGCGCCGUCUCGAAAGCGAGCAAGCUGCCCUCCACGCCGAUCGCCGCGAACAGCAACGCCGCAUGGAACAGGCCUUCAACGACCAACUCGUCCGUCUAGAGCGCGAACGCAAGGCAAGAGAAGCCAAGAUCCAAGACCUGGAAACCCGACUAAGUACCGAGCGCGCAGAUGCCAACGAGCGAUUUCAAGCUGCUAUGGCAGAAUCGAACCGCAUGGUCAGCGCGUUAAAGCUCGAGAUGGAGCAGGCACGUGAGGAGGAUCGGGCGGAGUAUGAUGAGACGAUUAGGAAGAUUGAGGAGAGGCAGAGAGGCGCUGUGGAUGAGGCGGGGAGGUGGAGGGGCGAGGUUGAGAGGUUGAAUCGGCAGAUCAGAGAUGCGAGUACCGCGCAGGUUGCGGCGCAUGGAGUGGAGAAAAGGAGGAUGGAGGCGAGGAUUAGAGAGUUGGAGCAGACGAGGAAUACGAGUAAUACGAACUUUUGGGAUGUGGUUGGGAAUAUUUCCAAUGUUGCUACGGGGAUUUUGUUACAUUUGCUUUGAAUCGAGCUAGCUGGUGUUUAAUGCGCAUGAUUUCUCG